UGGCCUUAACCGAAACCGCCCCUGUGAGAGAACAAUUCUAGUAGCGUUGGACCUGUCCAAGGCGUUCGACAUCGUCAGUCACUCCACGCUACUGGACGACAUAGAGGAGGCCUCCUCUCUCCCACAGGGACUCAAACGGUGGUCGGCGAAUUAUCUAAGUAUUCGACACUUGUUAGCAAUUUUUUAGAGAUAAAUAGAGCAAACCCAGGAAAAUAAAACUACUGUUUAACUGUUUCUAAGCCUCUUCCAAAAGGAGUCUCGAUUGCUCGCUAAUGGCAUCCGAGAAUGGAACUGAUGACUUGUGCUCCAAAGUAAACGGUUAUCGCGCCGAGUUUUCUCGCUUCUUCACUGCACGGAGUCUAACCCUCUCCCCUAUAAAAUUCUCAGCAACACUUUUCUUGGACUUGGACGAAGGAGGUAAAACUGCAACUGGGUAUUCAAGUUGAUGACGGACCACCUCGACGGUGAAUAACCCGCAAGUCGCUAGCCGCCAGGACCUGGGGCAAAAACAAAGAAAUGUUUUGGCCGGCCGUUUCUGAACUAUGCAGCGCCUGUGUGGUCGCCGGGGACUGGUAGGACGCAGUGGAUAAAGCUACAGACAGCGACAGGAUGCCUUCUGAUGGCGCCACAACAUCACCUACACGACGAGGCCCAUUUACUCCCUAUGAAGGAGCAUAACGCAAUGCUCUGCAAGCAAUUCUUAGUAGGGUGUCACCGACGUGGGAGAUUCGUCUGUCUCGAGAGACUCGGACCACAACAGCCCAACUUCGCUCUGGCUACUGCAGCACGUUAAACUCGUACCUGAGCAGAGUAAAACCAGAUGUGCCAAACGAGUUCCCGCGAUGCGGAGCAACACCCCAUGACUCUAGACAUCUCUUCGCAUGCCCACUGAACCCCACUUUACUAACGCCUCUGUCCUUAUGGACAGACGCUAACGAUUCUACACCAACCGAUCUGGGCGGGGUUGCUGUAGCCGCUACAACAACAACAAUAAUCAAACCAAUAAGUUCGCGCUGGUUUGCUCUUUAUUUUGUGCUCUUGAAGACCGAAUCUGGACUUGAAUUUUGUGUCCAAAUAAUUUGUGAGCAUGAUGAGCUUGUCAAAUCCUUGUAAUAUGAAGCAGCCCAAGCAUAAUCCGGAGCAUGAUGUUUCACAGAUCCCAGGAUCAGCUUAACGCCUUUAGCUAACCAAGCAUGCUCAACAGUGUUUGCAAUUUUUGAGAACCACUUGCCUUCUAUAAAUAUCUGCAAGUAAGAGUUGUACCCCUGUUGCUAAAAACUGGAUCUGGAACUCCCUCAGAUGUUGUUUAUUGUGUUCAAUUCCCCAGGGUUCUAUGGAAUUUCGAUGAAGUGCCAAUCCUUGACCACAAAUAAAGCUGGUCCGUACAGGACCCAUCUUUUUCCAUUUUUGCUGGAAGUAGUAGGCUUAUUCACCAUUUUUUGCUUAAUAAUAAUAAAGUUGAUAUAUGACUACAUUCAUGGCAUUCUCAUUAUUCACGAAUUUUCCUGUUUACACAUUUCACUAAUCCGUCACCUCUCUUCCUAUUCUUCCAUUUACAGAGAUUCGUCAUAAACAAUUUAAGCUGAAUAUGUUGCGCGACUGUGAAUUCUUCGGCGUGGCCCAAGAUAAUCCCACACUCAUAGCAUUCCUGCGCGAAAUCCAGAUGCGCAAAUACCCUAUGCACUUUCUCAAGAAUGCGCCUUUAGACGAUGCAACAUCAACCGCGUCAUCAUCAGCAACAACAGCGGGGGUGGCCGCCUCCUACUCCACAGCAGCGACGCAUUUUAAUUUCAGCGCACACUACUCUGAAGGUCUUGCGCCCGAAAUGGCGCAUUACGUAGCCGAUCUGGUGGGUGGGAAAGAGAAUGGCGCCUUCAUACAAUCGCUGCCGGGUGCGAUGGGCUAUUUAAUAACCGCACCAUGGCUGGCGGCAACGCUGAAUUGGGCGGGCUUGGUGGUAGAGCCGGAGCCACGUCGUUUCUUCACGUUGCGCAAACAGAAUGCGCAACGGCCGGGUCUGGAGGUGGUGCACGCAUGCAUCUCGCCCAAUCCGUAUCCGAAAGAGGUGAGUGCUGUUACCAUACACAAUGAAGAGUCUGAGGUGCGCAUCAAUAGUCUGCUGGACGAGGAAACUUCGUGGUUUAAUUCACGCGUCAAAUGCUUUCCAUUGUAUUCGCUGAUGUUGGCGUACAAUCGUGUGGAUUAUGAUCUGCUCAGUUUGGGUGUGCAUGGACACGAGUUGGAGAUCCUAGAAACGCUACCCUUCGAUCGGGUACAAAUCGAAGUGAUAUCCAUACACCUGUCAGAGGACAUCGCACGAGGCUACGUAGAUGACCUAACGGAGUUCCUAGCGGGGAAGUCAUACAAAUUGCAAAAGACCUUCGGCCGCAACUUUUUCUUUCAACGAAACAAAACGACGAGUCGAACACGAAAAAAAGACAUACUGCUAUUGAAAACGCCUUAAUUAGCAGCAGUUGCAGCAGCUGUGGUUGUUCGAAUUGAAGGUGCUGCUGCAAAGCGAGGACCAGGAAAAUGGGGAAAUGUCGUCAAGAAUGCUGUAGCCGUCGCUGCUAAUGUGAAAUCAAAGCCAUUCGUUUAAUUCUAAAGGAGUGAAAAUUUUUUAUUCGAGAAAAUUUCUGAAAUUGCUGCAUACUUGUGACACGGCCAAAAAAAAACUGCAACCAAUCAGCAAAAAUACGAUACUCGAAAAUUUUGGGGAUGCGGUGGGGAAACCAAACAUUACACAAAAGACCGGUGCACGCACGCGCGUACCUAGAAGUAACAAACGAUUAGAACGUGUUGAAAUAUGCUAGUAUUGUGUAUCGCGAAAAUAAAAACAAAAACACAAAAUUUGCAAGGCGCAUAAAUUAGAGAACGGAGGGCGUUAGGGGUGAAUUUACGCAGCGAAAUGGCGAUAAUCUUAGACAUAAACAUUAAAACUAAUUAAACGAAUAAUUUGCAUUACUCGUGUACGACGCAGGCGCACUUUACACGAAGCGAGAGGUGCAAAGAAUUUCCUUAGACGUCGUAACUUAAAAAAAUAAAAUACAAAAAUAUCUAAAAUACUUGAAGCGUGCACCUGCGCAAUCGAGAACGAACUUUUAAAAUUUAUUUUUCAACGCACGUUUUUGCCUGCAUUUUUCAUUGUGUGCCCCGCUAUCGUGUAUUCAUUAUUAUCAUUGUUGUGGGGGGUGGUACAAAAAAAGAUUAAAAUUAACCGAAUUUUCUGUUGAGGUCGUCUUUGAUCGCGAUUACUAUUAAUUUUUAAUAUUUAGUUUAUAAGUGAAAAAAAUAUAACAACAAACAGGUUGAAAAAUAUUAAGAAAGAAAAGAUCUAUUGUCGCUGUUGUAUAAAGUUUGAUUAUUAAUUUAUAUUAUAGUAUAUUUUGCACACUUAAUUUAGUUUUGUAAUUAAUUUAAAUGAAAACAUAAUGCUUUAUUGUAAUUUAAAUUAUUGCCUAAACGAGUAAACUUGUCGAGAAGUGAACAAAAGCAAAUGUGAAUGAGUCUAAAAUAUUUGGUUAAUAAAUAUACAUACGUAGCAGUUAGCGCCGCAUCUCAGCCGUUGCUAGUUUAAAUACAAAGAAAAAUUAAAUAUAUAUAAA
Molecule: messenger RNA, 3605 nt
Organism: Rhagoletis pomonella (apple maggot)
Lineage: Eukaryota; Metazoa; Arthropoda; Insecta; Diptera; Tephritidae
Product: protein Star-like
Exons: 3
Coding region: 1589-2464 (291 amino acids)
Source: RefSeq, a predicted model, not a curated record